AUGCCCGCACCGCACCUUCGAAAGCCGCUCGAUAGCCAAAGGGGCGCUGGCGGUGAGAUGUCUAUGAUGUCUUUUGUCCAGCCGGACUGUCCUGCUAGAUUUUCCCACCAGGACGACCACCGCAUUAGGGGUCUUAACGCCGAGGCCAUGGCCCGCGUCUUCCUGCCUCCGCCCGCCUGGCUGCUCGCGACGGAAUAUGCGCCCCUCCGAUCGGAUGCCGCUGAUUCCCCGACAUCCGUCUUUUUUAGCCUCAACCUCUCCAUCUACGGCCAGCCUAUUGAUCCCUCCGACUGGACCGAAGAGUGGUUUUUCAUGCAUGCCCGCGUCCACCCCUACGCGCUCGCAUGGGAGGUUGAGCAACGCGACGGCCUGGAGUCUGGCACGGGCCGCACCCUUCUCUAUACGAUGCCCGCCCUUGCCGUCCGCGAUCAGGGCUACCAGCCGUCUUCGUUAUCUUCCCUAUUCGCGCUAACCCUGGGCCGUCUUGGGCAGGACUCUCAAUUUCAGCCUAACGUCCCCUUUACCUGCACAGGCAAGGUCGCUGGCCUGCUCCGCCAUGACGUUAUGCUCUACCCCCCGGGCUCUUACCGGGACAACGUCUUUAUCGUCGUCCCAGAUUCCUGGACUUUUCUCGACAAGGCCGCCGCCGCCGUCACCACGAUGGCACCGCUUCUCUCUACGCCACAGAGGCAACAAGCUUCCUCCGCUUCCGCGGCCUUCCAGGACAUGCGCGCUGCCUCUUUGUCUUUGAUCACCCUGGCUCCCGCCCAGUCCUCCACCUUUGGCUUCGGCUUCGCCCUCGACCGGCCACCUUACGCCGCCCGGGAAACGAUAUUGCCCUGA
Hirsutella rhossiliensis is the source of this 843-nucleotide messenger RNA. RefSeq lists its product as uncharacterized. Bases 1 to 843 code for a protein of 280 amino acids. The transcript has 2 exons. Lineage: Eukaryota; Fungi; Ascomycota; Sordariomycetes; Hypocreales; Ophiocordycipitaceae. The record is from RefSeq and is a predicted model, not a curated record.